GCAGACUUGGCUAUGUGCUUUAGUUUGACAGAUUAUGGGGAAGGAGUCGAAGCGCCCGGUGCUUGGAGCAGCAUCAAUGGCUUGUUUGCUUAUUGUGGUUUCGCUCUGUAUCACCCUUCUCGUAUCGAAGGACUCGCCAUUUCUUUCAUGGAGGAAUCAGAUUCCAAAUUGGAGGGGCAAGAAUGAUGCCAGAGAGGUAGAUGAAGUGACCAUAGAGAGAGACGCUCUCAUGAAUCUUCUCAGAAGACUAGUAAUAGGAGAAGAGAGAAACCAGCUUGAGGUUGGAGGGUUCACAUGCCACUUCGACCUCCACACCGAAAUGUGUCUCUCAGCUAAUCCCGUUAGGAUCUCCAAUCGAGGGUUGACUGUUCACGUACUGUCCAAUGGAUCUCAGUUCGAGCGCUCCGUUCGACCCUACGCGAGGAGAGAAGACAAACAUAUGAUGACACCAGUCACUCCAGUGCAGAUACUUCACGGGGACGCAGCUAAUUCACCGCCCUGCCAUUUCAUGCACGGCAUCCCGGCGGUGAUCUUCUCGACGGCUGUUACAGGAAACGGGUUCCACGAGUUCAGCGAAAUGGUCAUUCCCUUGUUCCUCACAUGCCGGCACUUCCAAUCGCAGCUGAAGUUCAUCACCACCGACCGCAAUGCCUCGUGGAUUCAGAAAUACUCAAGGAUUUUGAACCGCUUGUCUGAUUACGAGGCUCUCAAUUUAGACGAUGGGAGUGUUCACUGCUUUCCAGGGGCAGUUGUGGGACUUAGGUACCACAACAUUUUAGCCCUGAACACCAGCGACGUCCCCGCAGGAUACUCCAUGCGCGAAUUCAGGCAAUUCCUCAGAGAAUCUUAUGAUGUGAAGUUAAAGAACGUGCACGAGAUGGAAAAGCUACAGAAGCCGGUCCUGAUCCUCAUUUCCAGGAACCACACGAGAAAAUUCCUGAACGAGGACGCGGUUGUGGAACUGGCACAAGAGUUGGGCUUUGAAGUAGUGAGGGCAGGGCCUACUUUGGGGUCGAAUCUAGAGCUGUGGGCGAAGAUGGUCGGUUCAGGCAACGUUUUGGUUGGAGUCCACGGUGCGGGUCUUAGUAACGAGAUCUUUUUGCCAGAUGGCGCAGUGGUAUUUCAGGUGGUGCCACUAGGACUAGACUGGCCUUCGACCAACUUUUUCGGAAUUCCGGCGACCGCAAUGGAUCUGCAUUAUCUGGAAUAUAAGAUAGAGCCCAAGGAGAGCUCUCUGUCUGAAGUAUACGGGCCGGAUGAUCCGGUGAUUGUCGACCCUGCAUCUAUCUUUGCGAAGGGGUACGUAGCAGGGAGGGCUGUGUACAUCGAUGGCCAGAAUGUGAAGAUCAACUUGGAUAGAUUUAAGGACACACUGGAGGAAGCAAUGAGACUUGUUAGACAUUCCAAGACUUAAGGCUGAGCUCAUUGUCAUUGCAUAACAGAAGGCAACAGAGUUGGCUUUCUGUCAUCUGUUUUUGGAUAUACACCUCAACUUUUUACUGAAGCAACAUUCUAUUGUUGUGUGCUGCAAAAUUCUAUUGCUUUGUAUUUUUCCAUAUUUCUAAACUGUAAAUAAGCUUGGUAGUAAGAAAAACGCGAUCGGUUUACUGUU
Molecule: messenger RNA, 1612 nt
Organism: Syzygium oleosum
Lineage: Eukaryota; Viridiplantae; Streptophyta; Magnoliopsida; Myrtales; Myrtaceae
Product: alpha-1,3-arabinosyltransferase XAT3-like
Exons: 3
Coding region: 35-1414 (459 amino acids)
Molecular function (GO): glycosyltransferase activity
Source: RefSeq, a predicted model, not a curated record